Amoebophrya sp. A25 is the source of this 9930-nucleotide messenger RNA. The record is from the annotation of a GenBank genome assembly. NCBI's taxonomy places the organism in Eukaryota, Dinophyceae, Syndiniales, Amoebophryaceae.
AUGCUCCUGGGGCUGGCAUGGUACUUUUAUUUUCCUGUAAGAUAGAAUUUUAUAUUUUUUCUUUCUGGAGAGUAAUCUCCUCCACAUCACAAUACUAUAACUAUCUACGUUAUAAGUCAAAACUUAACAUUAGGCUUAAACCGGAGUAGUUUUACGGUUUUCGAAAGAUGUACGGGAAUCAUGGCAAAGAUGUACUUGCACAGGCCAGACGGAUACGCCUGGCAUAUAUAUCUCGCGACAUAUAUCGCGCACGCAAAUCAUGGAAGAGAUGCACUCUUGGGGCGAUUUGUGAGGGGUUUGCGGAUUUCCAUACUUUUGAGAUGUACGGAAAUCAUGGGAAGGAUGUACGUGCUAGAAGUAUACUUCUCACGCCGUAGAAAUGCAGGGCCUUCGAGCACGCCUCCCCCGUGAUCCUGCUGCUGAUAAAUAUCCCCUUUCGGCAGUACCUGCCGCCAGUGUUAUCUUUAUGCUGAUGCAAAACGUAGCAGCUUCUAGCACGUAACUGCUUUACUUAUGCCACAGCCCAUUGCUGUUGCUCUUCACAUAACUCGUAGCACGCUGGUAGGCCGUAUCUAUAUCUAUAACGUAACCCGUAGCACUUGUAAAUGUAAGACCUCUCCGCCCUGCUCCGGCGUGUGUACCUACACGCCCGGGGCGCGUGGGCUCCCCCGCAAACGGUCGGACCUUUCAAGCGGGUCAAAAAGCGGACAGCAAUCGCAUAAAGCUGCGCCAUUUGGAUAGGAGUUCUGAGCCAGCUCCUCAAAUGGUAGGACCUUCCAAGCAGGUCAAAAGCCGGCAGCGGCGUCCGUCAGCUUCAUAAAGCUGCGCCCUUUGGGUGUGAGGUCUGAGCCAGCUCAAAGGUAAGGGCGGGGCCUUUCAACCAGGUCAAAAAGAGAAAGCAACGCCAUGAGGCGAGGCUAGCACGCUGCUCCAUUUGGAUAGGCAGCCGGAGUCAGUUCAAGGGGCAAGGCUUUGCAGCUGUAUCAAACAAAACGAGGCAGCCGCAGCUGCCGCGCCACAACAAAACGGCAACUGUAUGAUCUUAAGUAGAAAAGUGCUCGACUCUCUGCAAAUAUCUUAGGCCAUGUGCUUUAUUUGAUUCACCUGAUCGAUUUCGUACAUCACAAUUACUGCCAUUCGUUUCGAGGUGCUGCCAGUGUUUAUAUGAUGUAGGACAACGUGUCAGCCUGUGCCACGUACUUAAUUGCUUCACUUUCACCGAAGCCGUUUAUCGUUACUCUUCACAUAAUUCGUAGGGAGUACACCGGUAGGCUGUAGCCUAGCUCGUAACAUUUGCGGGACCCUUCGUUCCGCCCUGCCCCGGUGUGUGUAUACGCAAGGGGCACGUUGGCGGUGCUCUUUUUGGGGUUGGUUUAUCUAUUCCUAUUCUGCGUUUUUGGGGUUGGUAUAUCUACUCUUAUUCUGCGUUUUUGGGGUUGGUUUAUCUAUUCUUAUUCUCCGUUCUACAUCCACUUACUUUCCACAUGAUGAAACUGAGCUUGUUGAGCAUCGAGGAGGACGCUUUUUUGUAAGUACCUGGAAAUGUGCUAGUGCUUUGCGACAUCGAAUAUAUAAUUAAAUAGAGGUUGAUUUUAGUGUUUAACCCUUAUCAGCCUCACAUGAUAGAAGAAAUACAAGUUGGAAUAUGUGUCUCGUUCUCUGUUGAAGAACAAAAACAACACCGCCAGGGACAGCAGGAGUUUCAGCAGAGGGAUAAUACCGGACAACAGGGACACGGCGGACAGCAGGGGUAUGGCGGACAGCAGUGGUAUGGCGGACAGCCACAGCAGGAGUAUGGCGGACAGCCACAGCAGGAGUAUGGCGGACAGCCACAGCAGGAGUAUGGCGGACAGCAGGGGUAUGGCGGGCAGCAGGGGUAUGGCGGACAGCAGGGGUAUGGCGGACAGCAGGGGUAUGACGGACAGCAGGGCUUUAGUGGACCGCCGGCGGGGGCACAUGGGUAUGGUUUAGCUGGGCAGGGACGCGGAUUCUUCGACAUGCACCAGCAGACUCCGCAGACCAACGAGGCCUUUCUUGAUCAGGAAACUGCGCAAGAACGCCAAAAACGCGUCGGGCGUGAGGACCUCGAGAGGCGUAUCGCUUCUGCAAAAAGAAAGAGCGCGCCGCGUCCUCCUGAUGUUGGGGCCGCCCGCGUACAUUCCCCUGACGUUGGGCGCGCUAUGGACGAGGAAACUAAGUUUCUGCGCCGCGACAUACAGGCUUUAGAGGACAAGGAGCAGAGAGCCAUCCAUCAGUUCAAAACUCAACCCAUGGACGCGGACGCUUACGAAUCUUACCGCAUGAGCGACGAAGUCGCACAGAUUACCUUGGAACAAGCAAAGCUGGCCAAUAACGUCGAUGAGGUGCUCGAGCUGAUGCGCAAGGGUAUCAUUAACGAGGAGGUGACGGUUGUGGAGGCUUACGGUGUCAUGAAGCAGGCCCUGCAGUUGGUAGCAACGUCCUCCGAAUGGUUUGACGCGCAUGCAGAUUUGCUGAACAAAGUUGAUAAACACUAUUCAGAGUACGGAAAGAAUACCAGCGGAGACGCAACAGCACUGCAGGGACGUAAAUGGCUAGCCAAAGCGAAAGAAUUGUAUCUCCCACUAUUCUACUCUCAUCUUGCAAGUUGACAGUACAACUUCUUCUACUUCUAGGGGAUAUUCUUUCAUGUUUUUUCAUUUUUAAUUCUUCCAGAACUUUAUUGAUAACGAACUUGCUGAUGAACAUGAAGAUGUUGAUGCUGCAAGUAGCACAGAAGUAGUUACAAUGUUUUUGUUCGGCAUAUUUGUGCUCAUUGGUCUCGCUCCCGCCCAGGUGUGUCGUUCUCGUUGGAUUUUCGACAAGACACAACCAACGCGCGUCCCGGGUUUUCUCGUCUUACAAAAUAGCUAGUCGCUAGAUAUCGCGAAAGCUUUGGGGCUUCUUUGCCAUGCUCUAGCCGCUCACGUUUUUGCUCCACCUUGCUGUUCCCCCGUCUUUGUUUGCCUUCGCCGUCCGUACCUCCACCUCCUUGCGUCCACCUCCCUGCCCCCACCUUCCUGCCCCCACCUCCCUGCCCACACCUCCCUGCCCACACCUCCCUGCCCACACCUCCCUCACCUCCCUGUCCCUCUUUCCUUGACUCCAGUCCAUCUCCUUGCCCGCACCUCUUUGACCUCACAUCCCUGACUCCACAUCCUUGACUCCACGGCCUUCACUCCACAUCCUUGCCUUCGCAUCCUUGACUCCACCUCCUUGCCCUUAUUUUUUUGCCUCCACUACGUUUUUGACGUUUUCUAAUUAGAAUUAAAUGCAUUCUAGUUAAAAUUGCACAUAUUCUAGCUAAAGUUGAACUACACUUGCUAGUUAAAAUGCGACAUACUUUCGUUAAGCUUCGACGCUUGCCAGUUAAAGUCCGACAAUCUCUAGUUAAAAUUAACCGCUUUCUAGUUAAAACGCGACGCAUUCUAGUGAAAGUUAGACAUAUUCUAGCUAAAGUUGUACACUUUCUAGCUACUUUUGAGCAUUUUCUAGUUAAAGUUAAACACUUUCUAGUUAUGAGUUGACAUUUUCUAGUUAUAUUUAUACUUUCGCUUUGUGUUUUUGAUAUCAUGAUGCAAUUAUUGCUUAAAAAUAAUUUUCAGGUGGACAACGCUGAUUGACGCUAUUCGUAGCACACACAUGGAGCAGAGUUGCCAGAGUUCGCUUGAAAAGAACAUGCAGCUUUUGCGCUUUGUUGUUACAGAGAAAAUGGCGGGUAAAAAAGCGCAGAAUGAGAAUGAACCGUUUAGACAGGACAUAAAGGAAGCCCGCAGUGGGAUCUGGCGCGUGAUUGAUGCACUUCGUCGUGGACGAGGGUAUGCAGAGAAGGACCCUACAGUUAAGGACUAUUCUUAUUGUUCAAGUAAUAUCUCUAUCUUCCUUAUUCCUAUUCGUCCAUGUCCUUGCAGCUUACUUAGAUGAUUAUGUUGAAUCAUGACAGAGGGAUUGGCAUCCACACGUGUGAUCCUCGUGAUGUAGCAGUUGUUAUAUCCUCUGUUUUUAAUGCUUUCCUAUUCCUUGCACCAUAAAAUCGAUGCAGAAGUGCUGUAAUGUUCGUCGUCUUGUUCUUUUAUUCUGCAGCUCAGGGAAGAUUUUUUUUUUUUUCACUGAAGACGUCCGCCAGACAGGCUCGGCUGUCGAAGGUUAUUCUUAGCCAUUGCUCUUCUUCUAACAUACGCUAUCGCAACAAGGCAGAGCACCUCCAAGCUGCGGCCGCCGAGGCACAUCUGUCAUUUGAGGUCGAGCAUAAACUGCGAAGACUGGACGCAUUUUUGCGGGCCGCCAAACCUGACACGACGCAGGGGGAUCUGCUGAGCGUGUACCGAGAGGUUGAGGACGUCCUGAAGUAUGGGAGCGUUCAACACCAGAACAACACGUUGUUACGACCGAAAGUGCUAUACCAGAUGACUCGUACUUAUCCAGUACCAUUUAUAUCAAACUUGCGGGAGGAGGAGUUGAUCACGCAUCAUAAGUAAUUUUCAUAUUUGUAAGAUAUAGUAUUUCUUUUUUUUGUACUUUUUUCUUGUCUCAAAGCUGAAUUGGCAGGUCAGAUUGGAGACAUAUGUUGACAUGGCAUGUACUUUUUUCUUGUCCUUUGACUUUCCUUUGUGGUCGUCUCUCUUGGAACUCAAGUCGUCCAAUAUGUCAUAGUAAGUACAACUCGAGUUUUUAUGUUUGAACAAGAUGAGACUACUUGAAUGAACUACGAGGACAUCAUAAUAAUACAUGACCAAGUGGGCCUAUGCAUUGGACGAAUUCGACCUUGAUUAUUUUUCCACUGCAACUUGAUCUUGAACACAUCGAGGAUACUGCCUGUCAUUUGAAGAUUAAUAAUUAUCAACGAUGGCAGAUCGCAUCGACACGACACAGUUGCGGAACACUGAUUAGGGUGAAUGACCAUGACCAUGACAUCUCUAAGAUCGCGGCUCAUGCCGGCGCGUAAGCAUCGGCCGGAUGGGGCUAAUGAGACUAUGAUGGCGGGCCAGGAUAAGUUUGAGAGGGCGUACCUGGCCGCGAACAGGGACUACCAUCGCGAUGACUCGGACCGACUCGGCUCCCUGUACCCAGGCGUGAGUGGUGACGGGCGGUCCCCGCUACGCCGCGAAAGGGUGGCGCAGUACACAGCGACAGGAGAUCUAGCUGGUGAAAGCAUGAGCAGCAUGGCACGUGCACGGGAGAAGGCGCGCAUCAUCCGCGAGCCGAAUCAGCCGGUGAAGAUUCUGGCGAAGACGAAAGGGUCGCAAAUGCGAGAUAUGUCCGCUUCCCCACAAGACGUUCUGGAUGCGGGCACGGUUAUGGGGCGAGACCAGGCGGCAGCGUACCAGCGGAACUACCUCAGGCCAGGUGUUGACCCGCAAAUGACGACGGACGGCAACCGAUACGCCGAUCUCUUCGACUACGAGCGAAAUACUGUUGCGGAACGCCAUGCAGCCUUGCGACCGUUGCAGGAGUUAGAGGGAAUGAAACACGACGUGCUGCCAGAGAAUGCGGAUCUCGUGAAGAUACUUACCGCACUCACACAGUACGAAAUGGGGAAACUGGAGGAGCGUCUCUUACCCCCUGAAGUUCUGCAGCAUGCCGGCUUCCGCCUUGAGACUGCGGCACUCAAACGCGAUCUGGUACGAGGCUUGAUCGAACACAAGGCAAAUGACGAUGCCCAGCUAGAACUAGAAGCCGGACUGGUUGAGCAGAUAAAUCGGGAGCGGGAAAGGUAAUAAUUAAAUAUAUACUAUAGCACGCAUGGCGCAUGUUAUACAGAGCAGUUUAUAGCAGGCGUGGCGCAUGGAGUGCAUGGAGCGCAGUUCCAUAAGGGACGCAAGAAGCCCAUGCAGCUGCAUGCGAUUCAUGCACUCGAUGCCAUGCGAGCUGCCAAAUCUUCGAAAUUGUUCCGUUAAAUAUAUUCAUAGUAUUUUUAAAAUGCUUGGCACAUCAUUACAUCUUUUAAGGUUAGUUCAUGAUUGGCAUUUUUCUACUUAUGCGUCCCGUGUGUUUGUUGAGAUCUGUUCUAUCUUUUCUUUAUCCUUCCGCGUUGGUGAGUCGCGUGUGUAGUGCUAUCAUUAUAUAUGUUUUUGCUUCUCCUACAUACUCCUUGUUCGUCUUUCUUGUUAAUGAUCUAAACUUGUUGCACUGCUCCAUGCGCAAGCGCAUACGAAAGGUGCGUAUGUCGAAGCGGCUCCUAAUGCUGUGUUGCGUCAAAAUGGUGUUCAGUACCACAACUUUUGCCUUCAAGAAGUAGUCUACGUCUCAUGUUCAAUCGACAUCUUAUCAUGAUCCAGCUGCGAGUCUUCACAGGCGUUUUUUCAAGAUUAAGAUCCUUCAUGUCGUAUGCUGUCACACUCGCCAGUACUUUAAGAGCAUUCACUUUUCGAUUCUUUUCAGACUUCGAAGACGAUUUGAGGAUUUGACGUACAAAUGGGGCCUCAAGGCGAGCAGUGGUAUGGAAAUGGCUGAUGCUGACGAAGCUCGUCGAAUUUUCACGGGGCGGGAGAAAUCGGCGCCGCAUUACGGCGCUCGCGAAUUGCGCGAAAACUUGCGCCGCUAUGAUCGGACCGGCGUCUACACGCAAAGACAGAAGAACUUCGCGCUGGGGAAUCGUAGUCGGCAAUCCACGCGAGCUGGCGGCGCGCCGGAUGCGAAAUCGCGGAGUGCUGGUGCAGGCUCUAACGUAGACCGGCUGUUGAAUAACUACGCGAAAAUCGAUCCAGACAUGCAGCACUCGUUUCCGCUGCGCCAGGAGCUGAAGCGCGUCAUGCUGCGUGACCUGUACGGCGAUGAAGGCGAUGACGACGCGCGACCUUUGUUGAAGCAUUUGGUGUACAACCAUCCUCCCUCCAUGCCCCGAUUCAUGUGGUAUGCGAGCAGCGUUACUGGACCUGUGGCGGCGCCUCUGAAUCGUGUGACGCGAGAAAUCGUGGAUGAGUCUGGCCGCAGGGUAUUCAAGGGCAACAAAACAAUGAAGCUCCUAAUCGAUUCGAGUACACUAGGGUCGCCACUGCAACCCUCCGGCCCCGGCGUAGGUGGUAGCCCACAUGGAAAUGGAGUGCCUUUCGGUGGAAAUCAGGCAAGACCAAAAGCCGGCUCCGUUCCUGGUAAACUGGGCAAGCCUAAUUGGACGACAGGAGGAGGUGGGCGCGGUGCUGGACGAGAAGGCUCGGGUUUGACUCAGCCCUCCAUGAUGUCUGCUGGGGAAUCAAUGACUGCUGACGCGUCUGCUUCUUUUACAGGAGAUACUUCUAUGGAACAGUCCGAUUUUUCGCAAAGUGCCGCGACUCCUAUGACGCCAGGAACGCCCGCUGGGUUCGGGCGAGAAGCGGACGAGGGGGACACCGCCAUGGAUGAUGCAUCCGCUCAGACUGCAGGUUUAACACCAUCAGGAUCGCUCGGACAGGGUACCGAGAGGACACUUGGAGCUGUAUCGACACCCGCGGGAGGUAUGGACACACCCGGAGCGGUAUCGACACCCCCAGGGGGCCCAGCCUCUGCCGCUGGUAACCUAGAAGGAGGUCCGGCAGUAGAGUCCGGUCAAAAUUCUGCGGGACCCCGCGAGACCCCUGCCGACAGAACACGAGGCUCUGCUGGAGAUGCGAACUCGAACGGUGGGGCUCUCUUCUAUUCGAACCCUGACGAGAAAAUCAGCCACGUUGUGCCGCGUCGUCCUCGAUCCACAGCAUCCACUGAAAAACUUAAAAGACAUAACCGCGCAACCGCUUGUAUAAGUCGGAACCACCUCCAGUGGACCGACAGCACGUCCUCGGAAUCCGAACAGCAGCACCUUCAUUCCACUCCUACUUCGGAGGUCAAGGCAAGUUCCAACUCUUUGAAGACUUCUGAAACAGGAAACAUGGGAGGCGGACGCGGAUCACUCGGGACGUUGCCUUCUACAACGGGCAUUAAAAGCCGCUCUUCGCCGAGCAAGAGCAAGUCGAUUACCUCUAGUUGUAAUGCACGCGACGAUCACGAUGUGUUGAGUGUUGCGGCCGCCAAGCGACCAGAACGGCCACGCUUAGGUGCAUCCAGUCGCGAACAAAUGCGGACAAUAUCAGCACAAGCAGCCGCUGAUCAGCUUCUUGCUAAUGAUAAACAGCAACCUGCCGGUAUUGCCUCGACAGACAAGAAGAGUGUAAUAUUGCUCUUGCUUCCUCCUUCCUCGGGCAAGCCAUUCGUGACCGACAUUGUGAAGCGCCACGGCGCGGCGCCGCUCGUGACCUGUGCUGGAACCGACGUUGUGGGGCAGGUUGUAGAGCAUAUUUCGAGUAAAAUGCGAGAGUCCGGUAGCCACACUGUGCUACUUCAGGGCUUUCCGGCGACUGCGGAGCAGGCGCGAGCGCUUGACGAGGCUCUGGAAGACUCGCGAGCAAAACUUGGCGCUGUAACGCGAGUGUGGGAUCUCAUUGAUGCGGCGCAAGAACAGAUGGAAAAGCGAGUCUGCGGUCGUUGGCUGCACGCAUCUUCGGGCCGCACGUACCAUGCCAUCUACAGGCCGCCUCGGUCGUUUCCAGCCGGCGGAAGCGUGCACGACGCUAACCCAGAGAAUAUGCGGGACGACGUCACAGGAGAGCCACUGCAACAACGUGAGAAAGACAAGCCAGAAGCGGCCCGCGCGCUGCUUGCUUCGUAUCGAAAGACGGCUGCGGACAUAGUCAACUACUACCGUGAUAUCAACAAGCGUGGAACCAGAGAGGUACUGCUCGAAAGUGUGGAGGUGGCACAAGACUCGACUGCGCUUGUUAGGCAUGUUUCGAAAGAUGGAUAGAAUCAAAACAGCCAUUCUUGAUUGAAGGUUGCUCGUAGAAAAAUCGAGCACAAAAUACUGUACUAUCACAUGAACAUGAGAACUUCCUGCACAUGCACGACGAGGACAUAGAAUUCAAAUACAAUAAUUACUUAGAUUUAAAUCAACAUACAUAACAACAUAUCACUCAUCGUCAUCCCCAACAAGGUCGACGUCGAACUAACACAUCAUAAACGUAUGAAAUUUGUAACUUUCUUCAACAUCAUGAUGGAUUUUAUUGACGAAAUAUUGCACAGCUUACCAGAACCUGGAGGUGGAGGUACGUAUAUCAAAAAUACCUACGAACGCAACGCAACAUGGCUUUAUGAGACUGCAACAUAGUCUUCAUCUUUGUAGAAAUAGAAAAUUGGACAGCAACUAUUGAUUCAUUCAUCAAUUUGAGAAUAAGUAUUGGCUUUGCGCGCCGCGCACACACAGACAUGUUUUCGAAGAAAAAUAUGGAAAAUUCGAUUCGAAAUCACAAGUAUUUGAGUGAAAUUUAUUAUCGCAAACUAAUUCUGGCACGGAAGACGAACUUCAGAUAUAGAAGAUGCAUGGUAAAACUUCGUAAUAUCGACCUACACGGAAUAGAUGUCCAUAAAAAUUCGAUCCACUGCGUCCAUUACGCAAUGAAAAAACAGAUAAGUUUGAAACAGCAUACGCAUUCUAGCAUUGACUUGAGAAACUAUGAUAAUGAUAUGUCUUGUAAUUGAUCUUGAAAUCAAUCUCUAUUGUAUAGUAAGUUCCUUUCGGUUUUGGUAUCCGUGAGAACUGCAGGAGCAUUAAGCAGAAAGUAAAGUCCUAUCGUUAGGGCGGGACAGAAAAUUCGCUCUUCGCGCACCCGAUGAUAGGGAAUCUACAUCACGAUGGCAUGCUUCAGUCAGGAUUUGGAUUCUGAUAGAAAAAAUUUCGCGUAUUAGCUCGUAAAUUGAUGAUCAUAGCUCCGUCUCCGAGCUCACCAAUGGCAACCGCAGCGUUCAACAUUUACCUCGCCUACAACGAACUCCCGCCACUCGCUAACAAAGUGUCGCUGUCGCUUCGUUUUCAUGUACUCGGUCCUAGUUGAUUUAAGGAUAUAGUUGGAGAGAUUCGUGUAGUUGAGCAAAAUCGCCAGAUGACGGAUGCAAAACAGAAAAAAG